Messenger RNA from Eupeodes corollae, 1772 nucleotides. Its product is annotated as F-box only protein 39. Gene Ontology annotation, molecular function: protein binding. Lineage: Eukaryota; Metazoa; Arthropoda; Insecta; Diptera; Syrphidae. Bases 198 to 1691 code for a protein of 497 amino acids. The record is from RefSeq and is a predicted model, not a curated record. The transcript has 8 exons.
UUUUAGAAUAACGACAGAAGAAAAAUACCGUGUGCUUAGAUCUGAACACUUUUUCUGGGAAAAGUGCCAGAAGUGAAAAAAUAUCGCUUGAUUUUUGCAAUUAUUUCCAAACUUUCGAGUGUUUUACAUCUUAAAAAUUUACAUACAAAUAAAUAAACUUGUUGUCGGAAGUUUUAUGCGAAGGGGUAUGUUUAAAAAUGUCGGAAAAAGUCCAGAGAGGUUGCUGGAAGAUCGAUCAGAACGAAGAAGCUUGCUAUAUUGACGUUGAAGAAAAUGAUGAUGAAGACUGUGAUCCAAACAAGGAGUAUUCACAAUGGAGUAUCUUGCCUGACCUUCUUUUGGAGGAAAUAUUUUCAUAUUUAUCAGUUAAAGAACGAUACUAUGCUAGUUUGGUGUGUCGCCAUUGGUACAGCAUUUUUCACAUGCCACGGGUUUGGACGAAUUUUGUUGUCGAUGAUCAAACCCUUACGCGAACAAAAUACAACUAUUACUCAGGUUGGCAAUAUGUUCUCGACCACAUGAGGACGCAAAACUUCAUGCAGCGCGUGGGUCGUCAUAUUGGGGGCCUAGUUUUUCGUCCACUGCAUAGCUUUAAUAACAUUUUCCAAUUUAUGACACUACUUUCGUGGAGCAUUGAAAAGAGAAAUGAACGUCCCGAAUUAACUGGCGUUGGUUUAAGAAUUCGAAGUUUAGUCUAUGAAUUCCCGUGCAACAUGUCUCAAACAGAUGAUCCAGAAGGAAUAAAGUUGUUUGGAACUGGAGGUCAACUUCUUAAAUGUUUGAAGAAUCUUAUGACACAACUUACACAGCUAAGAGUUCUGAAGUUAAUAGAUUUCGUCUUGGAACGAUAUGAAGCUAAUCAUCUUCUCGAUGAAGUUCUUGACUCAUGUUUUUCCCAUAUGCGUGUUUUGAAUCUUGUUAAUGUUACAACAACACACUGCCCUAUUAUGCACGUAGGGCUUUUUGCUAAUCUCAGGGUUCUGACAAUGUCACCCCAGAAUAUCGAUGAUGACGUGAUAAAUCUGCUUGCGGAUUCAAAACUGGAACAUCUUAAUAUUCUGCAAAAUCGAUACACUCCAAUAGCAGGAUCAAUCACAGCUUGCGGAGCCAAGGCCUGGCGAGCCCUCAAAAGAGAUAAUCCAUCAUUGAAAGUUCACCUUCGUGUGGAAUCAGCCUCCGAUGGAGAAAUUCUACUACAACCAGAAGCUCCUGUUUACAGUAUUUUGUAUAAUGCACCCAAAACAAAGAUUAAACCUGAUUUGUUGAUCCGAAUGGUUGACCACUAUAAAGGAACACUUACCACGUACGGCCACGAACUUCUACCAAAAUUUGUAAGCCCAAAAUCGUUUGAUAAUAGAGUUGACAGCCUUAUCUUACUUCUUUGCCGUCAAUCAUAUAACCUAGAAACCCUGAUAAUAAGGGAAAAAAUUUCUACAUCUACAGUUUUGUUAAUAACAAAAACUGCAAAAAACCUUCAAAACUUGUAUAUUCGAAGAUUUGCCGUUAUUUUACGCUGUGAUUGGCCAAGAAACCCAGAUUGGUCUGAUGAUUUUUACUAUUGGUUGCGACGAUCAUCGAAAUCCUAUGAAAUUGUAGAAAAAGAAGUUUCAGCAAUUUUAGGAAAAAGUUGGCGAUUUCUGAGUGACAGUGAAUUUAAAAAAAUAAACCUAAACGAUAGAAAAAAUCUAUGACAAAAUGUUAAAAAAUAGUUUUAUUAGUUGUUAAUUGUUUCUUAUUUUUGAAUUAUACUACUUUAAUUUUUUUUAAACUAA